UAUUCUUAGAAUCUGAUGUAACCUUCGCCAGCUCCAUCAUUGAAUUCAACCUCUCCCCCAUACUCGUAUCCAACAAUGGCUACACCAGCCUCCCCUCAAUCCAAACUUAACCUAAAAUCAUACCAAGAAUCAACCCCAACAAAAACCCACAUUUCUCACGCAGCAGCGGCUCGUUUCUUCCCGGAGCUUUUCACCAUUUCCGGUCAGUUAUGGCCGCUGUUCGCUUCCUCCUUUUGCUUUCUCUCCUUGCUUUUCUUACCGCCCUUUCUUUCUCUCUUUCUGAUGAUGAAAAAGCCCUCCUCAAGCUCAAGAAAUCUUUCACCCAUGCCAAUUUGGAUUCUUGGGUUUCCGAUUCUGAUCCUUGUCAGAAGAAAUGGCUUGGUGUUCAGUGUUCUGGUGGUUCCGUCGUUGCCCUCCAUUUGACAGGUUUACAGCUCUCCGGUCAAAUCGACGUUCAGGCUUUGCUUCAAAUUCGUGGGUUGAAAGCCGUCAGCUUUAUAAACAACUCCUUCACGGGUUCCAUCCCGGAAUUCAAUAACCUCACUACUUUAAGGGCUAUCUAUUUGUCUCAGAAUCAUUUCAGCGGUGAAAUCUCCAAUGAUUAUUUUUAUCCCAUGGAGAAUUUGAAGAAAGUUUGGUUAAACGAAAACAAAUUCAGUGGCAAAAUCCCCGAUUCGUUAAUGCAACUCCCCAGUCUCAUUGAACUCCAUUUAGAGUCCAAUCAAUUUUCCGGGAAAAUACCACGGUUGAAACAUCCAGAAGUGCUUAAUUCCCUUGAUCUAUCGGAUAACAAACUCCAAGGCGAAAUCCCAGCAAGUUUCUCCAAGUUCGAAGUAAGCGCAUUCCAAGGAAACGACGGUCUUUGUGGGAGAAUCUUGUCCAAAGAGUGCAACGAAACUGACAUAUCAGAUGACAAUGGCGAAUCCUCGGGUAGCAAAGUUGACCAAUCGGAUAAAAAAGGAGCCUCGUCGGUGGAUAAAAGCCAAGGAUCCGAUUCAAAUGUAGUCGUUAUUUCUAUCGCCAGCAUUGCUGCUGUGUUGUUGUUGGUGAUUGUCGCCUUCGUUAUGGCAAAGCGGCGUAGGAGGGAAGACGAUUUCAGUAUCUUAAGCAAAGAACCGUUAAAAGAGGAGGUUCUUCAGGUCAAGGUGUCGCAAGCUCAAUCGACGACCACCACCACGAAGCGGAAGACGUCGGAAACGAGCCGUCGGAGUACUUCCUCGAAGAAAGGGUCGUCGCAUGGGAGCAAGGGUGGGGGGGCUGACUUGGUUAUGGUGAACGACGAGAAGGGUGCAUUCGGGAUGCAGGAUUUGAUGAAGGCGGCGGCGGAGGUGCUCGGGAACGGCGGGUUGGGGUCGGCGUAUAAGGCGGUGAUGGGGAAUGGGUUGGCGGUGGUGGUGAAGAGGAUGAAGGAGUUGAAUCGGCUGGGAAAAGAAGCGUUCGACGCUGAAAUGAAACGGAUAGGGAAAUUAAGGCACCCCAAUAUAUUGACGCCAUUGGCGUACCAUUCUAAAAAAGAGGAGAAGCUAGUUGUUUCUGAAUAUAUGCCCAAGGGAAGCCUCUCAUACGUCUUGCAUGGUGAUCGAGGAAACAUUCAUGCUAAUCUAAAUUGGCCAACACGUUUGAAGGUCAUCAAAGGAAUCGCCGAUGGUUUGGGUUUCAUUCAUGCUGAAUUUGCAACGUACGAGAUUCCCCAUGGAAACCUUAAAUCCAGUAAUGUUCUCUUAAAUGACGAUUAUAUACCGUUGCUGAGCGAUUUCGCGUUUCAGCCAUUGACAAGCCCCGACUCUCUUCCCCAAAGGUUGUUUGCAUACAAAUCCCCAGAAUAUCUUCAAACUCAACAAAUCUCUCCAAAAUCCGACGUUUAUUGUCUGGGAGUCCUCAUCCUGGAAAUCAUUACAGGCAAAUUCCCAUCUCAAUAUCUAAACAACGGCAAAGGUGGGAUCGAUAUCGUUCAUUGGGUUCAAACAGCGAUACUUGAGGACCAAGCAGAGGAUUUGAUCGAUCCCGAGAUAUCGCAAGGUUCAAGUUCAAUCGAUCAGAUGGUUCAACUUCUCCGUAUCGGAGCUGCUUGUACCGCAAGCAAUCCCGAUCAACGGUUGCCACUGAAAGAAGCCAUUGGCAAGAUACAUGAGGUAAAUCCUUAA
This is a messenger RNA of Hibiscus syriacus, 2144 nucleotides long. Its product is annotated as pollen receptor-like kinase 3. Gene Ontology annotation, molecular function: protein binding; ATP binding; protein kinase activity. NCBI's taxonomy places the organism in Eukaryota, Viridiplantae, Streptophyta, Magnoliopsida, Malvales, Malvaceae. The record is from RefSeq and is a predicted model, not a curated record. The transcript is spliced from 2 exons. The coding region runs from base 210 to 2144 and encodes 644 amino acids. Gene Ontology annotation, biological process: protein phosphorylation.